AUGCUGCCUCGCAUUUUGUGCGAGAAGCUGUGCUCGCUGCAGCCUCAGGUGGACCGCUUGGCGUUCUCGGUGGUGUGGCAGAUGAAUGUGGAUGGCACUCUGGUGGACGGGGUGGAGCCGUGGUUCGGCAAGUCGAUCAUCCGAUCGUGCUGUAAACUAGACUAUGGUUCCGCACAGAAGAUGCUGGACGGUGUCAUCUCCGCCGACAGCGUGGACGAGUGGGAAGAGGACCGGCGUCCGAUCCCCGGCGCGAACCCCAAUAUCACGAACGCGACGGUGAUCCAGAGCGUGAAGGACUUGUGGAGCAUUGGCGAGAAUCGGCGCGCGAUGCGUUUCGAGACUGGUGCUGUGAGCUUGAACGACGUGAAGCUGGUGUUUUCGUUGGAUGCGAAGGGCAACCCCACCCGGUACGGAUCGUACGAACUGAAGGACAGCAACCGUCUGGUUGAGGAGUACAUGCUGUUGGCGAAUUACUUGGUGGCUCAGCAGUUGCUUCGUGCCCACGGUCCGCUAGCGUUCCUCCGUCACCAUCCUCCUCCCGUGUCAAGGUCUUUAGACCUGGCGCUGGAGCAGCUGGGUAAAAGUGACAUCAAGGUGGAUGGUAGAUCAACGAAGCAGCUUACGGAGUCGCUAGAACGUGUUCGACAAGAUUGUGGCGAGACGACGUUUGCCAUCGCGCAGGCGUUGAUCAUCAAACCCAUGAAGCCUGCUGAGUACAUGGUUGCGGGUAAUGGCGCAUCCCCAGAAUCUUGGCGUCACUACGCCCUGAACAUUCCAUACUACACUCACUUCACGUCGCCUAUUCGCCGGUAUGCCGACGUCGUGGUGCAUCGCCUGCUCCAAGAGAGUAUAGUGGGUGCCGCGUCGCUUGAAUCUGAGACCGAGGACCCGGAAUCCAAGAUGGUGGAGUUUACCUCGGUUGCGCAAAACUGUAACGAGAAGAAGAUGACGUCCAAGAAUGCGGAGAAGGAGUGUGACAAGGUCUUCUUGUGUGCAUACGUACAGAAUCACGGUGAUGUUGAAGUAACUGGCGUCGUGCUGAGCAUGGGCCAAAAGAGCUUCACGGUGUACAUUUUGGAGCUUGGACAAGAGCAGCGCCUAUUUCUCCAGGAGCUUCACAUGCGUGGUUCGUGGAAUGAGAAAACAUCGCAGCUUUCGAUCAGACUGCCAGCCACGCAGGUGAAGGCGGAGAAGGAUGCCGAGGCGGGCGAUGAUGAGAAUCAAGAAGAUGCUUCAAGCAAGAAGUCAAAAGCAAAACUCCAGUCGGAUAUGAUCAAGUUGACAUUUAUGAAGCAGCUACGGAUGCGUAUGUCCACGACAAAGAAGAUGCCGCUGGCGCUGACAUUCGCAGUGAUCGGAGAAAAAAAUUAG
This is a messenger RNA of Phytophthora sojae, 1371 nucleotides long. RefSeq lists its product as hypothetical. Gene Ontology annotation, molecular function: RNA binding; 3'-5'-RNA exonuclease activity. The coding region runs from base 1 to 1371 and encodes 456 amino acids. Lineage: Eukaryota; Oomycota; Peronosporomycetes; Peronosporales; Peronosporaceae. Gene Ontology annotation, cellular component: exosome (RNase complex); P-body. The transcript has a single exon. Gene Ontology annotation, biological process: mRNA catabolic process. The record is from RefSeq and is a predicted model, not a curated record.